CAUUGCUGCCUUUGUUGCGUUCUUGUGUGUUACUUAGAGAAGUUUUAAUUUCAUUUUUAAACUUCGGCUAGAGGCAUGUCUGGGCGCGGGAAGCAAGGCGGGAAGGCGCGGGCCAAGGCCAAGUCCCGUUCGUCUAGGGCGGGGCUGCAGUUCCCCGUGGGCCGAGUCCACCGGCUGCUGCGCAAAGGUAACUACGCGGAGCGGGUGGGUGCUGGAGCUCCAGUCUAUCUGGCGGCCGUGCUCGAGUACUUGACAGCUGAAAUUCUGGAGCUGGCAGGCAACGCGGCCCGCGACAACAAGAAGACUCGCAUCAUCCCGCGCCACUUGCAGCUGGCCAUCCGCAACGACGAGGAGCUCAACAAGCUGCUGGGCAAGGUGACGAUCGCGCAGGGCGGAGUGCUGCCCAACAUCCAGGCUGUGCUGCUGCCUAAGAAGACCGACAGUCACAAGGCUAAAGCCAAGUAAACUUCGUCCAACAAACAACCCAAAGGCUCUUUUCAGAGCCACCCACUACUUCCUAGAAAGAGCAGGAGCACCCGAGCCUACAAGUAACUCUUUUGGGAAUGGUUCUGUUAUAUUUGGAAGCUCUGUAGUUGUGAAGAGAGACUUUGAAAUGUUCUAGGUUUGUUGCAAGUCGCUGCUGCUUUCGCUGUAGAGUUUAGUGCAUGUAAGCAACUUCAGUUCUCGUAGAAAAAGUUUGUAUUGGGGGUUAAUGGGAUCAGCUACCACAGAGUGAUCUUAACAAGAGAGGAGGGCGCGUAAAAGUGAGCUCGCUGUCUCCCUCGCCGUUUCGGGGGUUAAGCACUUGGGAUCCCGGUUGAGAUGGGGUUUCUGUGCCCACCCGCGUCGAGGGGCGUGUCCUCCGCCAAGCAGUCCGCGGGAAAGGCGCGCUUUUAAAACCCGGGGCUGGCGGGGGCAGCGCUCCCCAGCGCUGUGACUGCUGCUCGCCCUUUCGGGGUUCCAAAACAAAAGCACAUAGUGGAUGCUUUGCUUUUUCUGCCCGCUUGAGGGUUUUUUGUUGUUGGGUUUUUGGUUUGCUUUCUUGGGCGGUGUGUUGGUUUGCUUGGGGUUUUUGUUGGCAGUGGUUUCUUUUCAGUUUGUCUGGUUUUAGCUUUAUAAUUUACAGCUUUCAGGCAAUAUUGAAGCAAUUCUGUCAUCGAGACAGUGACCUGUAAGUACUACCCAUCGUGGAUUCCAAAGGACAGUAUCAGCUACUCCGAAGCUGCAAUGAAGGAUCACGAACAAAGUGUAUUACUCCAUAGCAUGUGAUUUCCCAUAGAACCACAGAAUGCAUUGGGUUGGAAGGGAUCCUCGAAUGUAAUCUUGUCCAAUUCCCCUGCAAUAAACUGGGAUAUUUCUAACUCGA
This is a messenger RNA of Pogoniulus pusillus (Red-fronted tinkerbird), 1366 nucleotides long. Its product is annotated as histone H2A-IV. The record is from RefSeq and is a predicted model, not a curated record. NCBI's taxonomy places the organism in Eukaryota, Metazoa, Chordata, Aves, Piciformes, Lybiidae. Gene Ontology annotation, molecular function: structural constituent of chromatin; protein heterodimerization activity; DNA binding. The coding region runs from base 76 to 465 and encodes 129 amino acids. Gene Ontology annotation, biological process: heterochromatin formation. The transcript has a single exon. Gene Ontology annotation, cellular component: chromatin; nucleosome.